Aspergillus wentii DTO 134E9 is the source of this 1581-nucleotide messenger RNA. RefSeq names its product putative MFS alpha-glucoside transporter. Gene Ontology annotation, cellular component: membrane. Gene Ontology annotation, molecular function: carbohydrate:proton symporter activity. The transcript has 4 exons. NCBI's taxonomy places the organism in Eukaryota, Fungi, Ascomycota, Eurotiomycetes, Eurotiales, Aspergillaceae. Gene Ontology annotation, biological process: carbohydrate transport; transmembrane transport. The record is from RefSeq and is a predicted model, not a curated record. The coding region runs from base 1 to 1581 and encodes 526 amino acids.
AUGACCAAAUACCCCCAGGAAGAUACGGUGGAAUCACAUCUGGAAAAUGUUGACAAUGGCUUCCAGCCCAAAACCGCAGUCGGACUUGAUAAUGACAUAGAGCAUCAACUGUCUCUGUGGUACGUGCUUUGCAACCAUAAAGCACUAGUUUGGUGGGCCUUUUUCUUCGCUGUUAGUGCGAUUGGAUGGGGAUUUGAUGCGCAGGUGAAUAGUUCUGUGAUAUCCGUCCCGGCAUUUCGAAGCCAGUUUGGCCAUCUCUACAAUGGAAAACCUACGAUUCCUGCGGCAUGGCUGAGUGCAUUCAGCAUGAUUUCGUCUGUCGGUCAGUUCUUUGGCGCCUUCUUAUGCAGCUUGGUAAUCGACAAGAUUGGAAGAAAGCUGGGACUAGCAGUUGGCAUCGUGAUCGCCUGUGGAGGGAUCCUAGGGGAGAUAUUCUCGACAACUCGAGUCGCCUUUCUGGUUAGCAAAUUCAUUGUGGGAUUAAGCUUGGGAUUCUACUUAACAAUCGGUCCUCUCUAUUGCUCUGAGGUCUCCCCAGUUGUUCUUCGAGGAAUCACCACAGCAGGUAUUAAUCUCGGGAUUAUAUCGGGGCAGUUACUUUCCAAUGCCGCCAUCAAAGGCUUUGGUAGCCGGGAGGAUACUUGGGCUUACCGGGGUCCAUUUGCAAUUCAGUUAUUCUUCAUUACCUUUCUCGCCUUAGGUCUACCAUUCGCUGUGGAGUCGCCAUGGUAUCUUGUUCAUUGCAACAACAUUGAUGGGGCCCGAGCAGCCCUGCAGAGGCUAUAUGGCACAGAUGUUGAAAUCGAGACAAAACUGACGGCUAUUCGAGAAACAAUGGUAUAUGAAAUGUCGUUGAAAGAGGCAACUUGGGCGGAAUGUUUCCGUGGCCAGGAUCGUGUUAGAACAGGUAUUACCUCCGGAGUCUUUAUUGCCCAACAUUGCACUGGAAUCAUCUUUAUUCUCGGAUACUCGACAUAUUUCUUUGAACUGGCUGGAUUCCCAACGUCAAAGGCAUUUGAUCUUGGUGUUGGAGUGACCGCGUGCGGAGUUGUUGGAACUAUACUGUCUUGGACGGUCGUCAACUCGUACGGCCGACGGAGAAUCUUCCUAACUGGAAUGAUCAGCCUUACAAUCUGCUUGUUGAUGAUUGGAAUACUGGACGUCAUUCCAUCUGCGGCUGCAAUCUGGGCACAAGCAUCGUUCACGAUAGUCUAUACUCUGAUAUACCAAUCCACCAUCGGGGUCAUUUCGUUUGUCCUUCUCGGCGAGGUCUCUUCCCUGCGCCUGCGAGCAAAAACGACUGCUCUUGCGACAGCCACCCAGUCAGCUCUAGGGAUUGCCAUGAAUGUAGCUGUGCCGUACAUGGUGAGUCCUGAUUCGGCCAACAUGAAGGGAAAGGUUGGGUUCGUGUUCGGGGGGCUUUCGCUGCUUGCUACUUCAAUUGCAUUCUUCUACAUCCCCGAAUUGAAAGGCCGUACAUUUGCAGAGAUUGAUAUGAUGUUUGUGAACCGUGUACCACCGAGGAAGAUGGGUGUUUAUGCGAUAGAGGGUGAUUCAAUUUUAGUUCCAGACGGCUGUUAA